GUUGGAGUUGCAGGUAAUAAAUUGACAUUGACUUCCAUCUAAGAUUUUAAAUCAAUACAGCCACUCCUUCUUUUACCACCCACGCAUUUAUACUGUCUAGCCUCGCCCCAUUAUUAAAUUUGAAAUAAUGUCCACCAACUCGCAGGUGCAGGCUCAACUGAGAAAUGAAGUCCUCAUAUUGCAGGGAGCUCUCAAAGACCUCCAUGGUCAGCUAAAAAUACCACCAGAUAAAUUAUCAGUACCAUUCUGGCGCUAUCCCGAGAAGAAGGCCACUGAUGUUGCAUUCUCAUUCUCUGCCAAAGACAUUGAUGAUGAUCAGUUGCUUCUGGAGCUGCUAGCGGACAGGUUAGCCUUUCUCCUGCAGUCGUGCGUAUUUGAAAUUGAAGUAACUAAUAAACACUGCAAGCAGUCACCGCAGCACAAAACUGGCUCAUUCUCUUCUCCUUCUCUCCCACUUUCUUUCUCCUCAACGCUCAAGAGGUUUGUUCGUGGCUUCGUUCAACUCAUUAAAAAAUUCAAAGAUCUUGACAAUGAUGUAGAUUCUAUGAAAGGAGAAGUGUCACAACUACAGCAGAAGUUGCUGCAGUAUCAUGAUCUGGUUACAAAUGAGCUAGGACCCAGUGCAGCAGAGGCUCUUGAUAGUGCUUUGAAUACUGGAACACAGGGAGCAUCCAGUCUUGGUAUUUCUGAAACAAGGACAGUUAGUACUCAAACUACCCAGACUUCACUAGUAGCUCCACCAGUUGUUGACUACAUGGCUAAGAGUGAGCCUUGCUCAAAGUGUCCCAUGUAUCUAGAGCAAUUGGACAAACUUGCUAAAAGAGUGAGUAAUCUGAGGCUCAAAGUACAAAGAAAGCAAGACAAAAAAGCUGAAAGUGUGGGAGGUUAUGACAAGGCAGUUGUAGAUGCAAACAUUGCUGCUAUUAAAGAUUGCUUUGUAAGGUAUGCAUCAUUCUUGUAUAGAGUAAAAAAGUGGAUUAAAAAUAUUACACUAGUUUGUCAAAAGGUCAAAUUGCCAAUGCUUUUGAUUAAAACUUGGGCGGCUAGUGUAAUACUGGCUUAAGACACAAACUAUAGUAUUGCAUCACUUUACAGUGUAAUUUUGGGGGCAAAAGUAACAUUGAAAAUUGUACUUUAAGAGCACUUUAACUUUUUCUGUGUUGAAACAUUAAAUAUUAUUUUUAUAAACUCAAGCUGGCUCUCUCAUCCAUUCUAACUUUUAAACCACCAUGAGUUUAACUGAAAGACUUUCCUCUUCUAAGUACUGAUGAUUUUUUAACCUGUC
Amphimedon queenslandica is the source of this 1285-nucleotide messenger RNA. RefSeq lists its product as uncharacterized. Lineage: Eukaryota; Metazoa; Porifera; Demospongiae; Haplosclerida; Niphatidae. The record is from RefSeq and is a predicted model, not a curated record. The coding region runs from base 128 to 1063 and encodes 311 amino acids. The transcript has 3 exons.